Molecule: messenger RNA, 2088 nt
Organism: Cynoglossus semilaevis (tongue sole)
Lineage: Eukaryota; Metazoa; Chordata; Actinopteri; Pleuronectiformes; Cynoglossidae
Product: macrophage mannose receptor 1-like
Exons: 6
Coding region: 865-1890 (341 amino acids)
Source: RefSeq, a predicted model, not a curated record
AGCCAUACAUCCAGGAGCACACAUAUAAGCAUCACAUAUUAAAAAAAAAGAGAGACAGGGAACCCGCAGCGCCGCCUUCUGGUAGAUCCAGUGAAUUGGGAGACACAGAUUUGUUUAAGCAAAGCUUUCAUUCCAUUUGUACACCGUUUAACUGGGAGUCAAAAACACACCCAGAUGGCGCUCUUUUUAGAGCUGAUUUAACAUGAGUUUGUUUAACGUGUCUGUGUGUGUGUGUGUGUGUGUGUGUGUGUGUGUGUGUGAUAGGAGAGAGAGAGAUUUGAAUUUAAAAUACCCUGUCUCAUUUGUAAUUGGAGUGAUGAUGAUGUCAAUCAAAUUAGGGUCAUUGAACGUUUAUCUUUCUCUAUGAAACACACACACACACACACACUGGAGAGGACUCCACAGCUGAUGUGAUAUUAGUAUUUAAUUACUCAUCAAACCUUGUCAGGAGCUCAGUCGAUCCGGCCACUAGUUUAUCCACAGCAUGAUUGAACCCUGACCUCAGGAGCCUGUCCCGCCUCCAUGGCCUGACGUGCCACGGAGACAGACCUCCUGUCGUCUGACCUCCUGUCGUCUGACCUCAACACGAAGACAGACGAAGGAUGGAUUUUUUUGUGAAAACGUCUGUUUUGCAUCUUGACAAUUUGACUGAAUCAUUUAGGAGUUUUUCUUUACUAUGAAAACCUGAUGAAAAUCAUCAUCACCAUGAUGGAGGUUUUAAACAAAUGUGACACUCUGUGAUGUCACAGUGAUGUCAUCCCCUGUGGUGGGACAGGGUAGAUUUAUAAGAGGAGGACCUGAGGACUGAACAUAGAAGAUCUGACUCAGGAAGCUGUGUGAUGAAAACUGUCCUCCCUUGUCGUCAUGACUACAGAAGGACCAGUGUUCCUGCUGCUGCUGCUGCUGUCAGGUUGGGUGGUGGACUCUCACCUUCAGGGUGACACUGGGGACAGGCGUUUCCACAUGGUCGACUCCAGGACGACCUGGAGUGAAGCUCAGGGACACUGCAGAGAGAACUUCGAUGACCUGGCCACCAUCCAGGACGCCCAGGACAACACUGACGUCCAACAGCUAGUCCAAAGUGGGAAGUUCUGGAUUGGACUCUACAGACCCCCGUGGAGGUGGUCUGAGGGCGACCAGGUCGUUCACCUGGACUCUUGGUUCGACAACUGGGGCACGGAUGAGCCGGGGCCUGGGGGCUGUGUGGGCAUGUGCACACACUCAAGGUGGAAAGUCAGAGACUGUGAAGAAAAACACUUCUCCAUCUGUUACAGUGCGACGCUAAAAGAGCACAUCCUGGUCCAGGAGCUGAAGACCUGGUCUGAGGCCCAGCGGUACUGCAGGGACACGCACACGGACCUGAGCAGCGUCGUGAAUGAGCAGGUCAACAAACUGAUCGGGUCAAAGCUCUCUGCUCUUCAAGACAUCGAAGGAACGAGCAACGAUCCUCUGACCUGGAUUGGUCUGCACAGGGACGGGUGGACGUGGUCAGAGGACAACAACAGCACCUACAGGCACUGGGCAGAAAAAGAACCCGACUUGAACGACGAAACCAAACGCUGCGUGAUGGUGGACGUUGACUCGAAAUCAGCUGAUUGGCACAAUGAACGCUGUGACGAAAGUGAACGCUUCCUGUGUCAGUCGUUAGUUGUAUCUUCAUCACUGAGGAUCAUGAAGAUCAGAGUCAGAACAGCAUCUGCGGACCUCCACCAGCCACACUUUCAACACGCCAUCAUUCAGAAGCUGCAGCAGGAGCUAGAAGAACGGGGUGUGGAGGGGCAGGUGAAGCUCAGCUGGAGGACACACCCUGAUGGGAAAGUGUUCCACAGACAGGAGCAGCAGGAAAAAGAGAAAACGCCCCCUGUUGACUGUCAAAGGAUGGAGCUCUGAGUCGGUUCCAGAGGCGACGAUUGAAACUCUCUUCAAAUCUACUUUUUUUUAAAAAUGGAAAAUAGUUUUAGACACGUUCAUCCUCAGAGCCUCCUGAUUACAUGAUUGAAUCAUGGAGGAGAUGGAGAGAAAUUUUCUUCUUCUUCUUCUUUCCACAUACUCUUGUAGUUCGACAAAAAAUGUAAUAAAAUAAAGUUA